Chara braunii is the source of this 1277-nucleotide messenger RNA. NCBI's taxonomy places the organism in Eukaryota, Viridiplantae, Streptophyta, Charophyceae, Charales, Characeae. The record is from the annotation of a GenBank genome assembly.
AUGUGAGAUUUCUCUUCGAGGCCGCAGCUUAGGGAAUGCCGGGAAGGACGACCAUGGUGAUGCGUGUAGAAGAGCAACUGAUAAGCGUAGGAUACACUGUGACAGUACUUCUCCGAGCGUACGUAGACGAGGACUUGACAGCAAGUGAGUACAGACAACGAGCUAGGGAUUUGAUCCACGAGCAUAGAGCUGAUGUACUGGCACGAGUGACCUUCCAGACCUCGAUUUCCUAUGAUGUGAUGAUAUGGUCUCAAGGUUAUAUGCGCGGGGAGUACUACCACGAUGAGACGGUAGCGGAGGCUAGAGCGAGGGUGAGAGGGCGAGCUGGGAAAAGAUGUGGACUAAGAAUGGAAGAGGAGAGUGAGGCAGUCGGAAGAGUGAGAAAGCGCGUUAAAGAACCACUCUUGAACCAGGUAAAGAAGUUGGGGAACAAGUUAAGGGAGAUCUGGUCGUGUCAGGACGAGGAUGAAGAUGAGAGCGUACGGGCAUUUGGGAUGCGUUUCCAAAAGAUCUCCGACGUGCUGAUGAAGAAGGGGAAGAUCUCAGAGGUCGAGUGCUGUACUAUCUUCAUCGGACACUUGUCCAAAGGUAGGCAAAAUAGUAUACUUAGAGAUCUUCCGCGCGACAGGCUUGAUUUCCCAGAAGUCCUAAAGCUCACAAUAAAGGCAGAGGCAGAGGAUUACAAGGACUUGGUGUGGAGAGGGAUGAGGAGACGUGACUUCUCUCUCUACAAGGAGUAUGCCACUGAUAGAUGUCCUGAUUUCAAGGAUUAUCCCUGGUCGGAGAAGAAUGAGGCCGUGGCUGAGGAAGUGAAGGAGAUACGGGACAUGGGGAAGGGAUUAACGGGACAGGUUACAGAGAUUGUGACCACUACAGGGGUCACGACCUACCGGGACAAACCUGGAGGGCCCUAUUCACUUCGCUGGGACCGUAGGAACAACGAUCCCUGGAGGAGUGUCGAGGAUAGAAAUCCUCGGACGCUGACUGAUUAUCGUACGAGGGGAAGAGAGAGAGACAAUGAGCCAUGGCGACGUUGGGACGAUGAGAUAGACCGAGACCGCAGAGAUCGCGUGCCGUUUGUGCGAGCAAGGAGGCUGGAUGAUUACCCGCGAAGCCCUCGCUAUGAGGCUGAUCGGGGUAGAGGCGACUCCCGCAGCCGAUGGGAGACAGAUCAGGGCCGACGAGAUGGAUAUAGGGACGACAGAUAUGAGAGAUCGGCUUGAGAUGGAUAUAGGGACGACAGAUACGAGAGGUCGGGUCGAGAUGGCUACAGAGGA